Messenger RNA from Triticum aestivum (bread wheat), 1979 nucleotides. Its product is annotated as protein GRAVITROPIC IN THE LIGHT 1-like. Gene Ontology annotation, biological process: negative gravitropism; response to red or far red light. The transcript has 2 exons. NCBI's taxonomy places the organism in Eukaryota, Viridiplantae, Streptophyta, Magnoliopsida, Poales, Poaceae. Bases 255 to 1805 code for a protein of 516 amino acids. The record is from RefSeq and is a predicted model, not a curated record.
AAAUUAAUGACACGAGCAGUUACAGUCUUAGUCUUAAGUCUUAGGCAGAGAGCGAGGUUAGGGUUUCCCAAGCCCCCGCUUCCUUCGGUCGGCCGCACCCUCUCCUCAAACCCCUGGCCUCUGGGGAUUACAAAAGAAAUCCAACCCCGAGUAGCAGUAGCAGUAGUGGUUCCCACCCCCUUCCCUCCUCGUCUCGAUCCGCCCCUUUUUCCUGUUCGAAUCCAUUGGAGCCCACGAGGUCUCCCAUAACCUCCAUGCCCUCCACUCACGCGGAAGAUUCUACCGCGCCCACCACCUCACUCUCGCUCGCCGCUGCGUCUUCUUCUUCUCGCAGGCUUUUCGCUUCUUCUUCGUCCGUCCGUGCAGACAGGUGUUCUAGAACGGCCGUUCCGGAGCCGGCCACUGAACAAAGGCUGAGGAGAGAAGGUUCGCGGUCGGAGGCCGCCAUGUCUCGCCUUGCGCGGCGGAAUCCUCCGACUCCGACGGAGCCGACGGCGAGGAAGGUGAGGAGGACCCCGUCCAGCCUGCUGCUGCGCAUCUCCGACAUCUGCAAGGUGCAUUCUGUCGGCGUCGCGCCGACCGUCGGUGAAAAGCUCAAGAACAACAGCACCGCCACCGCCACUGCCGAGAGCAGCGAAGACGGCGCGCACCUCAAAGUCCAUCCCCACCAGGCGUCGUCCUCCGACAACAACGACGAGUGCCUCUCCCAGAGCUCCUCCGCCUACUGCGAGGAGGAGGUCGUCGAGAAGCUCCUCGACGCGAUCUCUUGCCUGAAGGUGGCCUAUGUCAACCUUCAGAAGGCCCAUGUGCCGUAUGAUCCUGAAGAGAUCGUGAUCGCCGGCGAGCGUUUUGCGUCGGAGCUUGAAGAGACUGCCAACUUGCAGGAUUUGUAUCUGAAUAUGAACGAAUGGAGCGACCCGAGGUAUCUGUCUCAUAUAAGCUCUAGAAUUCAGGAGUAUCAGGACUUAGUGAUGGACCUGCAGGCUGACAUCUGCAAGAAAGACUCUGAAAUCGGUUGGCUUCGACCAGAGUUGGACGAGCUGGAAAGGAAGAACAUGGAACUGGAGGAGAAGAUUGUCCGUAACGGAUCGUCCAGAGAAGGAUGCUUCACAGUCAGGAAGGGGGUGUCAACUGAAGCGUUCAUGGAUCUACAUGAGCGUUCGUCAAAGUGCAUCCAUGAUUUUGCAAAAUUCAUCUUUGAUUGGACAAAAGUUUCCGGAUGGAACCUCGGCCUAUCCACAUUUGCAAUCGACAGUCAAGUUGCAUGUGAGAGAAGGGCUGACAAGAAGUAUGCUGUUGAGGCCUAUUUUGCUUGUGUGAUGCUUAUGGCAGACAGAGAUGACCAUACAUCCCUGGAUUCAGUUGACUGUAUCAUGAGCUUCAAAGAUCCAUUUGACGCUCUCAUGACUGAUCCAGAUUCCAGUUUCGGGAGAUAUUGCAGAGCAAAGUAUCUAGUGGCUGUGCCCCAGAGCAUGGAGGAUUCCUUCUUCGGGAACUUGGAUCACAGAGCAUUUGUAGAGAGCGGCGGUCAUCCAAGGACGCCAUUUUACCAGAAAUUUGUGAGGAUGGCAAGAUAUACAUGGGCACUACUCGCAGUUGCUCGUUCUCUGAAUCCCAGAGCUGAAAUGUUUUAUGUCAAGAGUGGUGUUCAGUUUCGGAAGGAACACAUGGAAAGUACUCCAGCCAAGAUUAUCAGAGAAGAGAAGUUCAAUGUUGGGUUUACAGUCAUGCCGGGGUUUAAGAUCGGGUGCACCGUCAUCAAAUGCAGGGUUUACUUGAGUAAGCUUAAUGCCAUGGACUUCUGAACACAUCAUAUGACAACCAUUAGGUAAGCAAGCAAUUAGCUUAUAGUAAGUCUGUCGGACAAAGUUUCUGUUAAGCUUCUCCUGUAUUCAGCCUAGGAGUUGAGGAGCACUACCUAGUAGAUAAUACCUCAUAAUGUUAACUUGUAGUAGAAUAUUGUGCUAGUAUUAUGUAUA